AUGCAGAGGGCUGGGUUGAUGGUGACUUUGAAGUCCCCGCAGAGUCUCACGGCGCCGUCCUUCUUGUUCACGGGCACCACUGGCGUAGCCCAGUCACUAUGCGCCACAGAGAAUCAUGUUCUGCAGUAUUUCUACACUGGAUCUUCAGAGUUUGUGGUAGUCGGGAUGAUCAAUGAUGUUCAGAUCAUUCACUAUGACAGCAGCAGCAGGAGAGCAGAGCCCACACAGGACUGGAUGAUCAGAGUCACAGAGGAUGAUCCACAUUGGCUGAUUCUGCCUCUUUCUCUCUCAGGUGUCCACGUUAUCCAGCUGUUUUAUGGCUGUGAGUGGAACGAUGAGCAUGAAUACACAAGAGGAUAUUUUAAGUAUGGCUAUGAUGGAGAAGAUUUCAUAUGGUUUAAUCCAAACACACAAACAUGGAUCCCUCUAAAACAACAGGCUGUCAUUACCAAACUGAAGUGGGAUCGUGAUGAUGAUUUAAAUAUGCAGACAAAAAAAUAUUUAACUGAGGACUGUGUUGGCUGGCUGAAGAAAUACGUGAACUACGGUCAACACAGUUUGAACAGAACAGUUCUUCCCUCAGUGUCUCUCCUCCAGAGGUCUUCCUCCUCUCCCAUCACCUGCCACGCUACAGGUUUCUAUCCCAACAGAGCCGAGCUGGUCUGGAAGAAAGAUGGAGAGGAGCUUCAUGAAGGUGUGCACAAAGGAGAGAUCUUCCCCAACAAUGACGGGACCUUCCAGAUGAGUGCUGAUCUGGACCUUUCAGCAGUUGGAUCUGAGCACUGGGACAGGUACAGCUGUGUGUUUCAGCUCUCAGGUGUGAACGAGGACAUCACCACCAAACUGGAAGAACCAGAGAUCAUAACCUGUUAUGGUUUUUAACCCUCGGUGAUUGAUCCAGUGGUUGUUCCUGUGAUUGUUGCUGUGGUCGUUCUCGCUGCUGUCGCUGUGAUUGGAUCCAUUAUUUACAAAAAAGAGAACAGGCAAACUGCCCCCAGCUCCUGUGGAGAUCCAUGAAGUCCAGAAACUUACGAGUCCUGCAGCCUGAAUGACCAACAGCUUCAGAAUUUUAUCAUGUUUUAAUGUAAAACUUCUGUAACCAGAAUGAAGUGCUUCACCAGUUGAACCAGUAUUAAGCAAUGUCAGCUUCCUGCAGAUACUUGAAACCAGGAUACUUGGUGUUGAUGAGGUUGUUAGUGGAGCUAACAACAGUGGAGCUGUUCAGUGGAGCUGAACAGUCCAAAUUUAUUUUUUUUCUCUCCAGGUUUAUGGAUAAAUGUUGCACUGAAACA
This is a messenger RNA of Archocentrus centrarchus (flier cichlid), 1292 nucleotides long. RefSeq names its product major histocompatibility complex class I-related gene protein-like. The record is from RefSeq and is a predicted model, not a curated record. The transcript is spliced from 7 exons. Bases 1 to 882 code for a protein of 293 amino acids. Gene Ontology annotation, cellular component: external side of plasma membrane. Gene Ontology annotation, biological process: immune response. Lineage: Eukaryota; Metazoa; Chordata; Actinopteri; Cichliformes; Cichlidae.